CUCAAGAGGCCGUGGUCCAGCCACACGGUGGUCGCCGAACUUCGAGAUGAUUGACGGGAUGCUGUACCGCAAAAAGCUGGAAAAGGGCUUCAUCAACUACCGGGAGGUUUUGGAUGAGGACCGGCGGCAUGAGGCCAUCGCCACCUUUCACCGGCGGCGGGCCGGCCAGCGUCACCUCUCCCUGGAGGAGACCUACAAAUGUGUGGCUGAAAACUACUGGUGGGAGGGGAUGUACUUUCAGAUCAGAGACUUUGUCCUGAGUUGUCCAGAGUGUCUGAGCCAGCGCAGCAAGAGGACAGAGGAGCCGGGUGGCAGAGGAUGUGUCACAAAGACGAUUGCAUCGCACAGCGCGGACAUGCUAAGCAAAUUGAGGAGUCAGAGGGAGGCAGGGAUGUUCUGUGACAUUACCCUGCGGACAAAAGGGCAGUCCUACUCGGCCCACAGAGCCGUCCUGGCAGCUGUCAGCGAUCACUUCCAGGAAAUCUUUACAGAGAUGGAUACGAAUAUGAAAGCAGACAUAGAUCUCACUGGUUUCUGUGAGGACAGCCUUCUGCCUCUGCUGGAUUUCUCCUACUCCUCCACCCUGUGUGUUCGCCAGGAAGACCUACCUGAAGUCAUCACCAUGGCCCGCCACCUUGGCAUGUGGCCUGCAGUGGAAGCCUGCACUGCUCUCAUGAAAGAGCAAGAACUGCACCUACAUCCUGACAAGGACUUCACCUCAGCCUAUGCUGGUGCGUGCCACGAGCGUCAUCGGCAACAGAGGGAAAGCAAGAGGAAAGGAAUUUUGGGAUUAGGGAAUGACAUGAACAACAGCUUCACUUUAAAGCUGGAGGCAUCAGAUGAGUCUUUAGAAAUAAGUCCAAGGCGCAAUUUGCGCAGAACACCAAAACCCCAAGGUCAUAAUGGCCUCCCUUUGAGUCCUUCACACAGGAUGAAGCUCAUGGACUUCAAAUCUCCUUCCUCCAAGAAGGGAGCUGCACCUCGAAGUGCCAUAACCACCUCACAGUCACAGAACUACUCAUCCAUGUCCCCAUCGAGCACCCGUCUACUACGCUCUACUCCUGGAGCUGCACAGAAGGUUCAGAGAUUGCUGCCCAUGCCAGAAAGCCCUCGACGAAACAAAAAGGCUCACUCCAUCACACGGCUUUCCCGCGCCUCCAGAUCGAGGUCGAGCACGGUUUGUAGCCCUGUAAGAGUGAAGCAGGAAGUGGAGGAAGUCGUAGAGGAUGAAGAGGAUUAUGCACGAGCACAGGAGAAGUACAAGCUGAUGAAUGUUCUUGGGCUACAGAGGACCGCCCUCCUCCCCAGACCAGAAGAUCUGAUUGGCUGGAGACAGAAGAAACGACUCAGGAAGCUGAAGGCCAACAACUACUCACUGACCAAGAGGCGGAAACCCCGUGUCACCUCCCCGGCAAUACAGUAUACACUGUCACUUCCCCUCUGUGCCCCGGUCAACUCUUGCCUUCUCAGCAAGUCAGCAAAGAGCAAGUCAGUGGUUCCAGUCAGCCAAGUGAAGACGACACCUAAGAGGCAAAAGAGCACCCCUCAACAUGUGCCCCCAAGUGACAGGAGCAUGCGUAGUAAAGGGGCGCUUCCCGACAUGUUCCAGCCUGCAUCCAGGCCUGGCUACGGGGGACGAGAACUCAGACGGUCAGUGAGGAAGGGAGAGAGUGUCCACCGUCCUGUCCAGCAGCCGCUGCGACGCAACACCAGGAAAACCAUAGUGAGGAACACGGUUAGGAUAAAAACAGAACCAGCUGAAUACUCUAUCUCAGGUCUCUGUAUUCCAUCAAACCAUCACCAUGGCCACACACCUCAUAGAUCCACACCUCCACAGAGAACACAGGCCAGAAAUAAGAUCACCGUAGAGACGGUCAGGACGCUGCGUUACAACAGCAGCCGACCAGCCGCAAAGGCCAAGCUCAGGCGGGGGUCCGCAAGAGAGGUGGAGAAGACAAAGUGUAAACCCAGAGAGGAUGGCAGGAAGGUGGGGGGCCAAGGGAUGAGGGGGAUGAUGGACACCGGACCGAGAGUAAAGGAUAAUGAACCUGGCGGGCUCCAUUUAUCAGAGCAUGCUCCUCCACCAUCCAUUUACAACCACCCUCUGUAUAAAGUAAUUAAAGAGGAGCCAGCAGAACUCGUGCCAGUUGGAUCUUUCUCUGAUCCUCCCUCACCAGACCUGGGCAAGCGCCAGAGCAAGCCCCCCAUCAAAUUACUGGACUCAGGCUUUCUGUUUAGUUUCUGUCGACCAGCAGGGGCACCCAUGGCAGUACUAAAGAAAGAGGAGGAGAGCGUGGAUAUCUGCUUAACUCGCUCUGUGUCACAAGUUGGGAAGAAAUUUGGAGCUGAAGAGCCCCACCACAGGGCACUGAGAGCCAGAGGACCACCCACCUUGCCUGUGGUGAAGAGGGAGAGAGAGGAGAGGAGUGUGAGCCAAAGCAGGGUUCAGGGAGUCAGACGAAGCUCCCGAAACAACACUCAUCAUGUGGCCAAGCCUAGCGGGUCAAAGGCCACACAGAUCAAGCCAAAGCAACAAGGUAAUCUCCUCCUUGCGAGAGGCAGGAGCUGUGUCAUGUUGGACUCUGUUCGUCGAGCGAGGUUAAAGCAGCUUCGAGGACCUCGUAGUCAAGUCCCCAAAGUCCCAAAGUCGGCCCACACCUGCCCGCAGUGCCCAGCCUCCUACAGGGACUGUGAUGCUCUAAUCAUGCAUCGUCUAAGGCACAUCGAGGGCAAGCACUGGCCAUGCCCGCUCUGCAGUAAGACCUUCUUUCGACUGAGGAAUGUACGGAACCACAUCCACACCCACGACCCCAAGUUGUACAAAUGCCGGAGCUGCAUUGUCGCUGGUUCCUGAGGAGAGUUUGCCAGCUGGAGGGUCUGCUCAAGCAGCGAGAAUGAGGAUGAGAGAAGUCUGUCUGAGUGUGUGACACCAGUGAACAGACUGAAGAGAAAGGCACAUGAUCGAUCAGCAGCUUGUACAUAAUGGACCUGUCAUACACAAGCACAGCGGUCUGUGGGAAGGCACAAUCUCUCUGAUUCUAAUCAUUGCCUUAUGUCAAUGAUCGCUAAUGUUAUUUAAAUAACCAAACCAAGGUUGCUGUUCCUGUUUGCGUUUCCGUAGCUACAAAAGGUUAAACUUGAACAUUACACUCAGGGGGGAGGGGCAGGGAAUGUGAUGCCACGGUAUAAAGUGAUAUAACAUCACGGUUGUGUAUAAAAUGAAAUGUAAAGUGAUUGUUUUAACUAUUACUGCUACGUAUUGUUAUGAUUAUUUUUCUAUGUAUAGAUGAAUUUUGAGUGCACUUAUAGCUUAUGUUGUCAACCUAAGAGGUGGUAGUGAAGUUGAAAGUUUGGAGUCCACAGCGGGAGUACUUGAAGUGAUACAAGCGUCAGAGGAAAUGCUUGAAGCUGUCUUAGGAGUGUCCUUUGGGUGUUUCAGUGGGUCUUUGUCCUUUUGGUGUGCUAACUUUUAAAAUGACCGGUCUCUCCCUCUUUUCGUAUCGAACUGCUAGUCUCACAUAAUCCACGAGUUGGGCAUUUAACUCGGGGCUAUUAACAAUGACACCACUGCAUGUGUAUUUGCAGGCCAUUUGUAGAUAACUGUCUUUUUCUAAGGCUGCCAAUUUUAAAAAGGGAAAUGCAUCUCGUUUUUAAUGUGAAUUUCUAAACGGUAAUCAACAAAGCUGCGUCAUUACAGGUUUCAUUGUUUUAUUGAUCUCUUCUUCCACUUUAAUCCACGAAACAGACCCUCAACGUCUAGUUCUACUUCAAAUUUCCCUCCUACUGAUUAAAUGCAAUGUGUGCACAUGAAGAGAUGUCUAUGGCUCACAAACAGAUUUUUCGAAAUAAAUGAGCUGUCUUGCUAUCUGUCAAAAGACUGAAUAAAUUUUUGCCUUUUAUAUCCUGUUAUUCUUGCUUUAAUUGCAUAUUUGAUAUGUACUAUACCCUCUAAGUGAAAGGAACAA
Molecule: messenger RNA, 3965 nt
Organism: Scomber japonicus (chub mackerel)
Lineage: Eukaryota; Metazoa; Chordata; Actinopteri; Scombriformes; Scombridae
Exons: 7
Coding region: 47-2854 (935 amino acids)
Biological process (GO): regulation of transcription by RNA polymerase II
Molecular function (GO): DNA-binding transcription factor activity, RNA polymerase II-specific; protein binding; RNA polymerase II cis-regulatory region sequence-specific DNA binding
Source: RefSeq, a predicted model, not a curated record